CUUAUCGGACAAGUUCAAGCUGUUUUUAAAGAAUUUAAAUUAUUGUCAUUCCAACAAAUUGAUACAAAAGUUGCGGGGUCUGCGAUGACACGCGAAGAAGAUAAUGGAUUUAGUGAAUGGGGCGGUUACUUUGAAGCAAAGAAAUCAAAGCUCGAAGAACAAUUUGCGGUCGCCAGUGAUCCAUUUCGCAAGUCAAAUCUCUUUGAUGGCAUUUCAAUAUUCGUCAAUGGUCGGACCAAUCCGUCAGCCGACGAACUGAAGCGUAUUAUGAUGGUCCAUGGCGGCACCUAUCACCACUAUGAACGAUCGCACACGAAUUUCAUCAUUGCGUCCAAUUUGCCGGAUGUAAAGGUUCGCAAAAUGGAUACCAGCAAGAUAAUCAGCGCCCAAUGGGUUGUAGACUGUGUAAAAGAGAUGCGUGUGCUGGACUAUAAGCCGUUUCUGUUGUACACCAAUCAAAAAACGACACAACCUCGUUUAAAUUUUGGAAAAGGCAAAAACAAUGAUUCCACAGUGACAGAAGAAUGUGAUGCGCUGGAGAAUAAGUUGGGUGGCAUACUCAAGGAGCUGCAGCAGGCUGUGGCCACUUCCCCUGAUAAAAACUCAUCCAGUGUAACCAAUGUGUCUGCGGCCAAUGUGUCUGUGGCCAAUAGCAGCAACAGUGCAAAGACUGCCGUCGAUCCCGCAUUCCUCAGCGAGUUCUAUAAAAACUCACGUCUUCAUCAUAUUGCAACUCUUGGUGCCGGUUUCAAGCAAUAUGUUUGUGAGUUGCGCCAUGCACAUGGUAACAAACCAUUUGCCAAGCGUGUAGAACUACGUUCACUCUUGGCCAGCCAAGUGAAACCAAUCACAGCGAUGACUACCAAGCGGUACGUCAUGCACAUAGAUAUGGAUUGCUUUUUUGUAUCCGUGGGUCUGCGCAAGCAUCCAGAGCUACGCUUCCUGCCCGUUGCCGUGACGCACUCCAAGGGCGGAGGUGCAGCCACCGAUGUGCCAAUUCAUCCUCAGGCUAAUCGUCAAGUAGAACAGGAGCUCUUUGCUCAGCGUUUUGAGAAGCAACUGCAUGACAACGUUCUGGCCGAUAAGGUGCGCUCUGGCUUUGACAAGAAGAUGUCGCUCUCGGAAAUUGCCUCCUGCAGCUACGAAGCCCGAGCCAAGGGUGUGAAGAAUGGCAUGUUUGUUGGCCAUGCGCUGAAGCUGUGCCCUGACCUGAAGACCAUACCAUAUGACUUUGAGGGCUAUCGCCAGGUGGCUUUCGCUCUUUACGACACUGUGGCACAGUACACACUCAAUAUAGAGGCUGUUAGUUGCGAUGAAAUGUUUGUAGAUCUGACAGAUCUGCUGCAGGAGCUGCAAGUCGAUGUCAUGACGUUUGUAACACAUCUGCGCCAGGAGGUGCGUACCAUAACUGCGUGUCCUUGCUCCGCCGGCGUGGCUGAGAACAAAUUGCUGGCCCGCAUGGCUACCAAGUUGGCCAAACCAAAUGGACAGCAUUUGCUGGAUACUGAUGAUGCAGCAAAGUAUAUGGCUUCCCUGGCUUUGGACGUUCUGCCGGGUGUGGGCAGCAGCAUGACCUAUAAACUCAAUCAGGCAGGCAUGAUGACGUGCGGUGAUGUCCAGCAGGCUUCACUGGUGCGCCUGGAGAUGCUGCUAGGCAAGAAAAUGGCACAGACACUGUACCAAAAUUGUCGGGGCAAUGAUCCAAGACCUUUGGUCUAUGAACAGCAACGGAAAUCCGUCUCUGCAGAGGUCAAUUAUGGCAUACGCUUUACCAAAAACGAGGAACUGGAGAAGUUUCUACAACAACUAAGUGGUGAGGUGCACAGUCGUCUGAUUGAGAUCAAGCGCAAGACCAAAUCAAUCACCUUAAAGCUUAUGGUACGCGCCGCGGAGGCGCCUGUGGAAACGUCCAAGUAUAUGGGCCACGGCGUCUGCGACAAUCAGACAAAGUCUGCAUUGUUGAAGCAGAGCACCGACGAUCUUCAAAUCAUAACAUCCCAUGUGCUGAAGUUAAUGAAGGAGUCUGGUUUUCCGCCGCACGAGCUACGUGGCAUUGGCAUACAUUUAAGCAAAUUGGAUGAUAUUGUCGAGUCGAAGAAAGAGAAUGUGAUCAAGAAUAUGUUUGAGAAAAUGUCAGAGAAGCAAAAAGAGAAACCAGCAAAUGCAGCUGUACCCAAUAAGGAUCCAGAAGUGGAAACUAAAGCGAAGUCGACGAGUAUCAAUGUACUCAACAUGUUAAAGAACGCAGCUAACAAAAAGCCAACAGGAUUUGAGCUCAUUCCAAAGGGAGACUCAAUCAUCAUCUUGGACGAUGACUUGGUUGUGGAAGUUAUUAAGGAGCCGGAGGAGGUCAAAGCGAAGCCAACUGUGUUUAGCAUGUUAAAGAACGCAGCGAACGCUAGAAAAUCAACAUCAACAGAUUUCAUUCCAUUUGGAGAGUCGACAAUUUCAAAGAAGUGCACUCCAUCGGCUAUUGCACACUUCGAUAAGGAUGUCUUGGCGCAGCUGCCAGAAGAGAUUCGACGCGAGAUACUCAACUUUCCAGAGGAGUAUUUGCAGUUAACCGGAAGAGAUGAGCAGAAGAAACCCAAGGACUAUGAAGAAAUUCCCCAUAAGAAAAUGAAGAUGAAGCCACUUCCGCUCUCUCGUUCAAGUUCACGUUCCUUAACGCCACCUCCGCCUCCACCUUUGAUGCGAGGGGCGUCGUCUCCUGUGAGUCCUUUGAAUGAGAGUGACCUGCAGCCGUCCACAUCCAAGGCAGCUCUCGAUAAACAGCUGAAGCGAGCCUGUCGUUCGGAUAAAAUUGUUGCCGAUUAUGUUCAGGAGCUGCCACAGCAUAUACAUCCCGCAAUUCUGAAAUAUCUGACGCGCAACGAAUCAAUUUCAAAUGUUUCCUUGGUGAAAGAUGUGGUGAAAGAUGUGGUGAAAGGUCCGGUGACAAAGCUUCCUUCCAAGUCCCCCGAGCCGAAUGUUUUCAUGGAUGCCAAUUACAAGGAUAUGCUGGCCAAUUGGGUCAAGUCGGAGCAGGUGCCCAGACCGGCCGAUGUGGACUUAAUGUAUUCGCACAUUUGCUUUCUUGUUGAGGACAAUAAAAUGGACGAAGUCUACGAGGUGAUGAAGUACCUGUGUCGUCUUAUAAAGGCCAAACGCGCCAGUUGCUGUCGCUGGCAUAUGGCCUACAAUGAGAUCGAAUCCAAUAUCCAGGAGAAGGUGCAUGAGGUGCAUGAUUGUCAUAUUUACUUUACGGAGGUCAUCGACUGUUACAAGUGUGUCUAAGCCAAGCUUUACAAGUUAAUUAACGAGUUAAUCAAUUACUUAUACCAACGAUAGUACAAAUGUUCCUUAGUUGCACUUUGUGAAUAGCUUUUAAACUGAAUAUGUCUGUUAUUAAAUACAUAAAUACAAAAAUGUAAAGAAAGAGAAGUUGAAUCAGAGCUCUUAGCGCCAGUUGCUUUUGUUGCGAGUAUGCCAUAAAUUUAUUUAUAAAUUUCAAA
Messenger RNA from Drosophila innubila, 3494 nucleotides. RefSeq names its product DNA repair protein REV1 (gene Rev1). Gene Ontology annotation, biological process: error-prone translesion synthesis; error-free translesion synthesis. Bases 85 to 3276 code for a protein of 1063 amino acids. Gene Ontology annotation, cellular component: nucleus. The transcript has 6 exons. Gene Ontology annotation, molecular function: deoxycytidyl transferase activity; DNA-directed DNA polymerase activity; damaged DNA binding. The record is from RefSeq and is a predicted model, not a curated record. Lineage: Eukaryota; Metazoa; Arthropoda; Insecta; Diptera; Drosophilidae.